This is a messenger RNA of Chenopodium quinoa (quinoa), 765 nucleotides long. RefSeq lists its product as uncharacterized. The record is from RefSeq and is a predicted model, not a curated record. The transcript has 2 exons. NCBI's taxonomy places the organism in Eukaryota, Viridiplantae, Streptophyta, Magnoliopsida, Caryophyllales, Amaranthaceae. Bases 1 to 765 code for a protein of 254 amino acids.
AUGGACUGUGUGUCUUCAGUUUCGUACUCUUUUGUUAUUAAUGGUGGUGUUUGUGGUCCGGUACUACCAUCUAGGGGACUCCGACAAGGGGAUCCUCUUUCCCCGUACUUAUGUAUUCUUGUUGCAGAUGUUUUCUCUAGAAUGCUUCAAAAUAAAGUGCGGAUGAAGCAGUUACAUGGGGCAAAGGCUAGUCGUAAUGGACCUGAAAUCUCUCAUCUUUUAUUUGCUGAUGAUAGCUUACUUUUUACCCGAGCCAACCGACAAGAAUGCUCAGUUGUAGUUGAUAUACUCAACCAGUAUGAAAAAGCAUCCGGACAGAAAAUUAAUAAUGAAAAAUCGGAGGUCUCAUUCAUUAAAGGGAGUGCUGAGGUUCCUAACUUGGAGCUUGUCAGUGACAUUAUUGAUUUAGCGAAGUUUGAGUGGAACCAUGAGAUCAUUGAAAAUAAUUUUGAUGAGAGGGAUGCUCGCUGCAUUCUUUCCAUCCCUCUCAGCGAGACGGAUAAAUGUGAUGAGCUCACUUGGGCCUUCUCUAAGGGAGGAGAGUACUCUGUAAAAACCGCUUACCUUCUCGGUAAGGGGUGUGAUCUUGACAUGUUUCACCAUGCUUGGGUCGAGAUAUGGAAGGCAAAUGUUUCACCCAAGAUUUGGCACUUCUUUUGGAGAAUCUGUACGGGUACUCUUGCUGUCCGAAGUCUCUUGAAGCAUCGACAUAUGAUAAAGGAUGCAGCUUGCCCUUGGUGUCAUUCAUCGGAGGAGACCAUCUAG